Molecule: messenger RNA, 5934 nt
Organism: Engraulis encrasicolus (European anchovy)
Lineage: Eukaryota; Metazoa; Chordata; Actinopteri; Clupeiformes; Engraulidae
Product: calcium-activated potassium channel subunit alpha-1a-like
Exons: 32
Coding region: 616-4557 (1313 amino acids)
Biological process (GO): potassium ion transmembrane transport
Cellular component (GO): postsynaptic membrane
Molecular function (GO): large conductance calcium-activated potassium channel activity
Source: RefSeq, a predicted model, not a curated record
CGCUAUCAUCUAUCUGACGGCUGGCGACACUGGAUGAGCCGUAAAGGAACAACCGUUACGAAAUUACAUCUAGUUCUUAGCGGAUUACUCGCGAGAGGGAUAGCCUAGUGUGGAUGUGCAUCAUUGCGCGCGCCACAGGCAGGAGGAGAAACUGUCACCAGAAAUUCAACAGCCGGGCAAAGCUGAGCGUAUCGACAAGGUGGAGUUUGGCAAACAUCUGUUUUUGAUACUUCUCGAUCGAUGGAUUUGAAAACCACAAGACAGCUCCACAGAUAGGCCCCCAGGCUCAUUAAACAUGGGCGUGAAUAAGGCUUCGAUAUAAUUGUUCAGCAUUUUUGAAUAACUGUAUUUAUCUGAGGACUGCAUCUGAAACACUCAGAAGCGCGUCUGGAGGUGGCUGAGGACCUGAUGCGUGUUGGAAGUGGACGGGAAGAGGGGAAUAAAAGGACGAAGUUGCACUCGUACAGACUGCGCGUCACUGGUUACUCUGGGUAGCUACUGAUUUUCAUCAAGGAGAAUUGAUGAGACCAUAUCGAAGGAAAGGGGUAGCUGCCGAAGCAACAUGGCCGAGCAUGGGUUAGGGGGCGCUGACAGGUGCUCCUCACAAACCUCUGGAUGUUAGUUCUCGAGGAUGGCAACCACUCCGCUGGCACCGUUGGCAGCAGUAUAAUGACUAAUUACAAAAGUGCCAGUUUUAAGCCGGGAGCGUCCUCGAUCCACAUGUCCAAGAUGGAGGUGAUGAUCCCGUACUCGCCCGACGUGCCGUGCGACAAUGGCCAACGCAUGUGGUGGGCUUUCCUCGCCUCGUCCAUGGUCACUUUCUUUGGAGGUCUAUUCAUCAUACUUUUAUGGCGAACUCUUAAAUACCUCUGGACGGUGUGUUGCCACUGUAACAUCAAAAAGAAGGAUGUCCAGAGGGUCAGCAUCCCUGCGGGUAGUUUGGCGUUGGCCAAGGCGGAUGACAAGGAUGGGGGCGAUGCGGCGGCGGCUCAGGAGGUGGGCUGGAUGACCUCGGUCAAGGACUGGGCAGGAGUCAUGAUCUCCGCCCAGACGCUCACCGGACGCGUCCUGGUGGUUCUAGUGUUUGCACUGAGCAUCGGGGCCCUGGUGAUCUACUUCAUCGACUCCUCAGAUGAAAUCGAGUCCUGCCAGACGUUCAAUGAGGACCUCACCUUACAGAUAGACAUGGCCUUCAAUAUCUUCUUCCUAUUGUACUUCGGAUUGCGUUUCAUCGCGGCGAAUGACAAGCUGUGGUUCUGGCUGGAGGUCAACUCAGUGGUGGACUUCUUCACCGUGCCACCCGUCUUCGUCUCCGUGUACCUCAACCGCAGCUGGCUGGGAUUAAGGUUUUUAAGAGCCUUAAGGUUGAUACAAUUCUCAGAAAUUCUACAGUUUUUGAACAUUCUAAAAACUAGCAAUUCCAUCAAACUCGUGAACUUGUGCUCAAUAUUCAUAAGCACAUGGCUUACAGCGGCUGGAUUCAUCCAUUUGGUGGAAAACUCAGGAGACCCAUGGGAAAACUUCCAGAAUUCCCAAGCCCUGUCCUAUUGGGAAUGUGUCUACUUGCUCAUGGUCACCAUGUCCACUGUCGGAUAUGGAGACGUGUGUGCGAAAACCACCCUCGGCCGACUGUUCAUGGUCUUCUUCAUCCUCGGUGGAUUGGCCAUGUUUGCCAGCUACGUCCCUGAAAUCAUAGAGUUAAUAGGAAACCGCAAGAAAUAUGGUGGUUCCUAUAGUGCUGUAAAUGGCCGAAAGCACAUUGUGGUGUGUGGUCACAUAACACUGGAGAGUGUCUCCAACUUCCUGAAAGACUUCCUCCACAAGGACAGGGAUGAUGUCAAUGUAGAAAUUGUUUUUCUCCAUAAUAUUUCCCCUAAUCUUGAGCUGGAAGCCUUGUUCAAGCGCCAUUUCACACAGGUGGAGUUCUACCAAGGCUCUGUCCUCAACCCUCAUGACCUUGCCAGAGUCAAGAUCGAAUCUGCUGAUGCUUGUUUGAUCUUGGCCAAUAAGUACUGUGCAGACCCCGACGCUGAGGAUGCAUCCAACAUCAUGAGAGUGAUCUCCAUCAAGAAUUACCACCCGAAGAUUCGCAUCAUCACCCAGAUGCUGCAGUACCACAAUAAGGCCCAUCUGCUGAACAUCCCGAGCUGGAACUGGAAGGAGGGUGACGAUGCGAUCUGCCUAGCAGAGUUGAAGCUGGGCUUCAUAGCCCAGAGCUGCCUGGCCCAGGGCCUCUCCACCAUGCUGGCCAACCUCUUCUCCAUGCGCUCCUUCAUCAAGAUCGAGGAGGACACGUGGCAGAAGUUCUACCUAGAGGGAGUGGCCAACGAGAUGUACACAGAGUACCUUUCCAGUGCCUUCGUAGGCAUGUCCUUCCCAGAUAUUUGCGAGCUGUGCUAUGUUAAGCUGAAGCUGCUACUCAUCGCCAUAGAGUACAAAUCAGAUCAGCGAGAAAGCUGCACCCUUAUCAACCCUGGGAACCAUGUGAAGAUGCAGGAGGGAACCCUGGGCUUCUUCAUCGCCAGCGAUGCUAAAGAAGUCAAGAGGGCUCUUUAUUAUUGUAAAGCUUGCCAUGACGACAUCACAGAUACUAAAAGGAUCAAAAAGUGUGGCUGUAAAAGAACCAAGAUGACCGUCUACAAGAGAAUGAAACUCGCAUGCUUUGACUGUGGGCGCACUGAGCAUGGCUGCGCGUGCAUGUCGGGCAGUGUGCGUAGUAACUUGGACUCCCUCGGACAAGGCUAUGCGCUCACCCCCCUGUCCGUUGGUAUUUAUACGCACACUGGCCGCUCCUCUAAAAGUAACUAUAAUGGAUAUAUCAAAUCAAUGGACGAGGAUCCCCAGUCAGCUCUCUCCCCCAAGAAGAAGCAGCGCAACGGAGGCAUGCGCAACUCCCCAAACUCAUCACCGAAGACCAUCAGACAUGACCCUCUGCUCAUCCCGGGCCACGACCAGAUGGACACGAUUGACGUGAACGUGAAGAAGUACGACUCCACCGGCAUGUUCCACUGGUGCCCCUCCAAGGACAUCGAGAAGGUCAUACUGACCCGUAGCGAGGCAGCCAUGACCGUCCUCAGUGGCCACGUGGUGGUGUGCAUCUUCGGGGAUGUCAAGUCGGCCCUGGUGGGCCUGAGGAACCUGGUGAUGCCGCUGCGGGCCAGCAACUUCCACUACCACGAGCUGAAGCCCAUAGUGUUCGUGGGCUCUCUGGAGUACCUCAAGAGGGAGUGGGAGACCCUGCACAACUUUCCCAAAGUCUCCAUCUUACCCGGCACUCCUCUGAGCCGGGCAGACCUGCGUGCGGUCAACAUCAACCUGUGCGACAUGUGCGUCAUCCUCUCGGCCAAUCAGAACAACAUUGACGAUGCCUCGCUGCAGGACAAGGAGUGCAUCCUGGCCUCGCUCAACAUCAAGUCCAUGCAGUUUGACGACAGCAUAGGCCUCUUACAGGCCAACUCACAAGGCUUCACUCCCCCUGGUAUGGACCGCUCGUCACCGGAGAACAGUCCGGUACACGGCCUAGUGAGGCAGGCCUCCGUCACCACUGGGGGCAACAUCCCCAUCAUCACAGAGCUGGCUAAGCCCUGCAAGGCACUACCAGUGGUGUCGUUCAGUCCAGACAAAAGCAGUGGCAACAACAUCCCAAUGAUUACUGAGCUGGUCAAUGACUCCAAUGUUCAGUUCUUGGACCAGGAUGAUGACGACGACCCAGACACAGAGCUGUACCUCACGCAGCCCUUUGCAUGUGGAACGGCCUUCGCAGUCAGCGUGCUUGACUCCCUUAUGAGUGCGACGUACUUCAACGACAACAUCUUGACGCUGAUCCGGACCCUGGUGACGGGGGGUGCCACCCCCGAGCUGGAGGGUCUCCUGGCAGAGGAGAACGCGCUGCGGGGCGGCUACAGCACCCCCCAGACCCUGGCCAACCGAGACCGCUGCCGAGUGGCACAGCUGGCGCUCAACGACGGCCCAUUCGCCGAGCUGGGGGAUGGAGGCUGCUAUGGCGAUUUAUUCUGUAAGGCACUGAAGACCUACAACAUGCUGUGCUUUGGCAUCUAUCGCCUCAGAGACGCACACAUAGGCGCACACACCCUGUGCACCAAGCGGUACGUGAUCACCAACCCGCAGCACGAGUUCGAGCUGGUCCCCACGGACCUGAUCUUCUGCCUGAUGCAGUUCGACCACAACGCGGGCCAGUCCCGGAGCAACCUGUCCCACUCCUCGCACUCGCACUCACACACCUCCUCCCACACCUCCAGCAAGAAGAGCUCCUCCGUGCACUCCAUCCCGCCCGCCUCCUCCACGGCCAUGACCGUCAGCACGCGGCCCGGGCGCAGCAAAGGCCGCGGAGACCCCCGGGACAAGCAGAAUGCUACAAGGACAAGUAGAAGGGUCCAAGAAAAGACAUGGUUUACAGAUGAGCCCGAGAAUGCCUUCCCCCGCAACAUUCAGAUCAAACCCAUGAACCUGCAUCACGCCGCCAGCCAAUCAGCCAAUCACUACAAGGCUACCACCAACGCCAUACCCACCAUCCGCGAAGUGGAGGACGAAUGCUGAACGCAGCAGAACUAUGACCCCACACACACACCACACUGUCAAAGGCUGAACUCAGUGCCCUAUGACUACACACAAAUGCGUAUGCACGCGCACGCACGCACACACGCACACACGCACACACACACACACACACACACACACACACACACACACACACACACACACACACUCACACACACACACACACACACACACACACACACACACACACACACACACACACACACACACACACACACACACACACACACACACACACACGUCUGGAUGAUCACACACACCACAAUACAGCUUCCAACGUUGUGUUAAUUUUAUGACUAUGAUUACAUGUACAGUAUACGUUAUUAACAGGCUUUUUAUAGGCAUAAAUCACACAUAAAUCACACAAACCACUGCAUUUGAUAUGCAUCAUAUGCGCACAGUAUUGUAUACCGUAUGAGUCUAGACAAUCAUAUUGAGGUGUAGUCAGUCACAUGAUGAGACAUUUCGCCACCAACCUUAAGCACGCAGGAUUAAGUAUAUUUCUUUAGACACCUUGGGGCUAUUCCAUGAACAUGGUUAAGUGAUAAACCUUACUAACUUAACCUACAGGAAGUAGUAAACCUGUUAAUUUUUGAAAAAAUGAGGACUUAAAGAUUUUCUGUUUGAUUUACCACUACUUCAAGAUUUUGGUUGACCUGGUUUACUACUGAGCAAGUUUCUUGGAAUACUCCCUGAGUCCUAGUGGCCAUGUUCUUGUUUUAGGAAAGUGGCAGCCAUUUUGUAUGUUGGGUCGAGAGGGGAAUGAUAUGAUGACCUUGCUUGUCAAAUGGUUUAGUCAGAGAGGAAGAAGGGGAGUCAAGACACGACCGAAACAAUGGCUGGUUAUUGGGCAUUUUAUUUCAAUAAGAUGGUGGCCAUUUUAGUUAGUGUGUGGGGUGAAAGGGACCACUGAAAUGCCCAUGAUUCAAUUGAAGCAAAGCUGGAAAAAACGGCCACUAGUUUCCAUAGGAAAAAGUGGUAUAAAAGUUGAUGCCUAUGCCACCGGAUGCUAAUCGUUUUGCUUCAAAUACAUUGAAUCGAGGGUGCCUGACGUCACAUGAAAAAGGCUAGCUGACCAUUUUCUUUGAGUAAGAUGGCGAUCACUUUAGUUUUGUGAGUUUCAAGAAGCCACUGGAAUGCUCACGGUUCAAAGUGGCAUAGCCGUGCAAGACUCCAUUCCUUGAAAGCAUUGUCGUUAAUCACCUAGCAACUUAUUUGGUUGGCAAUGGGAAAUUACUUUGCAGCCAAGUAAAUUGCUAAUUUUGGUCGGGAACAUGCUUGCUGUGAGUCUAAAACUAUUCAUGCAACCGCAUGCGACCGAGUGUACUUUCCAUGAUACUGGAGGUAUCAUCUAGA